Messenger RNA from Penicillium chermesinum, 2391 nucleotides. RefSeq lists its product as uncharacterized. NCBI's taxonomy places the organism in Eukaryota, Fungi, Ascomycota, Eurotiomycetes, Eurotiales, Aspergillaceae. The record is from RefSeq and is a predicted model, not a curated record. Gene Ontology annotation, molecular function: oxidoreductase activity. The transcript is spliced from 9 exons. The coding region runs from base 1 to 2391 and encodes 796 amino acids.
AUGCUGUCCAUCAAUUGGCCGUCAUUACGGUCCCUGCGACUGUUUUCCUGGGAGAAGCAACCGCUCAAGGUCUCGCCAGUGAAGAUUCAUGAUAUCGACUCGGCUCAAGAGAAUCCUGGCCGGGCGUUGAAACAUUUGCUCAGGUUGAACCAUGCAAACUACGCGAUCCUGUACAACGAUCGGAAAUUCCAUAACCAUGCUCCUCAUAUCCUCUGUGCGGCUUUCCUCCAGGGCGCAGACGCAGAUGACCUCACGCGCAUGUACGAAACAGAGUCCAAGCUACUGGAUGCGUGGGAGGACUCGCCAGCCGAGGUGACAGCGGAGGAUUGGAGAGAGCACCUAGGACAUCGAGAGUAUCAAAAAGCGUUUGUUGAUUUCUUCGAAGACGAACUAGUCCGGUACAAUUACGAGUGGAAGGAAGUGGUAGCGGAGUACCUGUUCUCGGGAGAAAACCCCAUUUUCCACUCCAUCAUGGCUGAUCUCGGUCACCCUCUCAUCCAUCUCGCAUACGCCUUUGAGAUGUCCAGCCGAGAGAAGCAUAAAUACCUCGCGGACCCAGCAUACACAGAGCUAGAGCCGUCAUAUCGCUCGAAGUCUGUUUUCGAGAUCUUCGAAAAAGUGCGAACCGACAAGAAGUUUGACGGGCUCUUUGCAACAGCCGGAGACGAUAAUUUCUCCAGGGUCUUCCAAACCCACGAAGCCGCUUUACUCGACCACUGGAACGCAUGGACAAUUGAGAACCCCAUAGAGCAGUUCCGAGAAAGUCAGGAACUUGCCGCUACACUCUUUGCUGCCGCGCCAAAAGACUCUAUUGAGAAGUAUGACUUCUUUCUUGUCCAUGUCCUGACCACCAGUCACGCGGUGCGGGUCCUUCUCCCAUUCGUUCCUGCCCAUUUACAAAUCCCAUUGGUUCGGCAAUGGUGGCUGGUCACAUUAGCUAUUUUCAUUGCGCAGCUUCGACCGGAGCUGUCACUCAACAGAGUCCGUGAGACUGACCUUCGGGGCAGAGAUUGGGAUUGGGUGUCGAAGCAAGCUGUCAAGGGGGAGUACUCGACCGACGCGCAUUACGUCAAGGCCUUACGGUGCUUAAAUGAGUUAUCGUCGACCUGGGGCGACCAUGAUCAGUUUUAUCUGAAAGCGGCGUCUGUAAUUCAGAUCAAGACGCGUCCAGCUUCAGCUGAACAACUGGCCGCGUUUGCGUCUAGAAUGCUCUCCCCUCCCGAUACCCCCCUGUACCUGCACGCCGAACUCCUCCCCAACAUCCGUCAAAUCACCCUCUAUGUCUCUCUCCCCUCACACCCAGCUCUCAAUGGACUGCACCCUACCAUCCAGCUCUCAGACUCCCGAAAAGCAGUGACCGUAUCUCUCCCCCACCCUUUCCAAGAUGUCACGGAGACCACCAAGCUCCCCGCGCGCGUCAGCGAAGCUGCUCUCCUCGCGCCCAGCGACGAACUAACAGAUGACUAUGUCCCAUGGACAGCGGGGGACAUGUCACCGGAUACGCGAAUCCGAUGUCGGUCAUGCAGCGCGGAGCUCCUAAACACCACGCCCCCGCAGCGAACCUCGCAGGACGAGACGAGCGGAGGUGGCUGGGACUGGAAAGACCUGCCCAGCGGGAACUGGGCUGAGAUGAUGGACUUCUGGCACUGCCACAAACCCGAUCCGCAUGAAGAGGAUGCGGAGCCGGAAGCCAAUGCCGCGCUUAGGGUUGAGGAGCAGAAUGCUCAGAUUAAAGGGUAUGGUGCUUCGAGUCGUGUUGUCGCGACCACGGGGACUGUGCUCGUUGACACCGCGACGUUUCUGCUGGCGGAGCGUGAUUGCGGGGGACUGAAAAAGACCAGCGAGGAAAAGCCUUCAAAUCUUCAUGACCCUGAACAGAGAAGCCUUGCCUGUACAAGCUGCAACGCGGUACUUGGCACAGAAGACCCCUCUGUCAAUGGCUGGCGGCUCUUAAAAGCGCACGUCUCCAUCAGCACGAACCAGUCAAUACAAAGCUACUCAGCGGAAGUCAUCAUCGCCGCCCAGCUCCUCGAGUUAAUCGAGCGGGAAAGUGCCCGGCGGUUCGUCGUGCACAGUGGACAGAAGUCUGGACUUUUGCUCUGGGUCUUCAAUCCCGAUCUUCGAUACUCGAAUGUCAGUGCAGGCCAUGCUGUGAACAACCAGCAGGCUAUGAAAGUAUUAUACCAGGCACUGGAUGACGUGGAUACUGUGCUUAACCGCGACAUGGGCAGGCCGUCGCCCUUGUCUGUGGAGGAGUUGGAAUUGCCGAUCUCGAUAUUUGAGAGCCUUUCUAAUGCCUUGCAUGCUAGUAACUGUAUACUCCCAUUCUCCGCGAGGAGGUUCAAUGAAUGGCAAGUCGGUCUUUUGAGUCGGUUCAGUCGUUCAACCUAA